GCCAGCCAGAGCACAGGCACCGAGGUCAGGGGAACGAGUGGGUUUUAUUUUGGGUAUCAGCGACCUUCCCCUCGGGGCACCGGGCUGUGCUGCGGCAGGACACACCGAGCGGGCCCUGCUGGAUGGGCCGCCGCCCGCCGAGGGCCUGCAGCAGGUGGCAGCGAUGCUCAUUGUGGCUGCCCGGGGCCCCCAGAGGCCACCUGGCCCCCCACCACCCCUGUUGCCCAAGCCAGGGAAAGAUAACCUGCAUCUGCAGAGACUCCUGAGGAAGGCGGCCCGGAGGAAGAUGACCAAGGGUGGGCCUCCCGCCCCGCCAGGGGCUUUCCGGGCCUCCCUGUCCCCUGUGAGCGAGGCCAGCCAUGACCAGGAGACCACAGCCCCGCGCCCUGCCGAGGCCCCGCCCGUGCGGUCCUCGCUGCCCCGCUCCCCCCACCCCCCUGUCAUCCACCACGUGGCCUCACCCCUGCAGAAAUCCACGUUCUCCUUCAGCCUUACCCAGCGCAGGACCCUGGCUGCUCACUUCAAGGCCAUGGCGCCCCAGCUCGCAGCCCCAACCCCAGAACACACCCAGUCCCCCAGCGCAGUCUUGGCCCCUGCAGUGGAGGGUGCCCACAUCAGCCAGGUACACAUCCAGGUGGUGCCGUCCCCACCAUCUGGGACCCUUGAGCCCCAUCAGAUGGCCACAGAGGAUGGGCCUGGUGACCAGGACAGAGACACAGCCCUGUGCCCUCCUGGGGCCCAGUCCCUGAUCCCAGUGGCCCACAUCCGCCCACUGCCUGCUGGGACCCAAGCCACCAGCUCCUGGCCCGAGUUGCCCCCUGUGCCCAAACACCCCCCCAGCUCCCAGGCCUCAGUGCCCAGGGAGGCCAGUACCCGGGUCGUGGUGCCCCUCGCCCCCACCUACUGCUCGCCGGGACCCUCGCCUUACGGGCUGGCCUCUGCAGCCCAUGAAGCUGAGCAGAUGGAACAGCCUCCCACAGUUGGCUCUGUGGCUGAGGUUGAGCAGGUCUCCAGCCCAUGCAGGGCCUGGUCCCCAGCACCCGCCUCAGGCUCCGACCCGUGCCCUGCCCUCAGAGCCGCACCCAAGCCCCGGCUCAGUGGCUGGACUCGCCUGAGGAACCAGCUGAUGGAGCCAGUGGAGGAGGCCCCAGUCCUGGGGCCGGAACAUAGCCCGGAGCAUACAGGGCAGAAAGAGACAGGCCACACCAGCCCGCUGCCACCGCCCCCUGCCUCCCGGGCCUCUAGGAUGUGGGACGCAGUGCUGUACCGCAUGUCGGUGGCCGAGGCUCGGGGCAGCCCAGCAGGGCCCCGGGACAGGGUGCCCACCCUGGCUGGCCUCGGCCACCUGCCCUUCCUGUGCCGACCUCGCUUCAAUGCCCGGAAGCUGCAAGAGGUGGCUGCCCGGGCCCCUCUCGUGAUCCCCUCCGUCCUGGAGCUGAGCCCCGGGCCCAAGAACUUCAACAGGACGGCGGUUGGCUGGAGGCCAGGGUGAAUGAAUGGCCAGGGUGGCCCCAGGGCCCAGGACUGUGGGCUGGACAGAGGAGGGGUGGGGGUCUGGCUGGGAAGCUGCAGCCAUGGAGGAGGGCAUCAGGGCCAGACAGGUGCCAAGGGGAGCCUGGGGGUGGCUGGGUGGUCAGGAGGGGCAGGUUGGGUGGAUGAGAGCAUGAAGGACUACACUGGGAAGUGGGAUGAGGCUGGGAGCAAGUGGGGUUAAGGAGGCGGUGGGCUUCAGCGGUGUGGAGGGGUCUAUGACAGGUAGAGCAGGGGGCCUUGCGGGGGGAAACUUGGUGAGGAGGGAAGUACACAAGGCCACUGUGAGGCAGGGGAUUGGACUGGCUGACUGCGAGUGGCAGCGCCGGCCUAGGUCCCUGCAUGGGCUCCGGGCAAGGAGGUACAGGGAGGGGCCUGACUGCAGCCUGCGUGCUGCAGGGAGGGCCUGCCCAGGGCUCUGAGGAAGCCUGGUGCUCCCGAGGGGUGGCAGGCGGGGAGGGUGGGCCAGGCGUAGCCCCUGGGGCCUCGGGGUGGGGAGCCCUGAGGCUUGGUGGGGCAGGCGGGUCCUGGGUCCAGGCUCUGUGGCCCCCUCCU
This is a messenger RNA of Manis pentadactyla (Chinese pangolin), 2085 nucleotides long. It is a transcript of the gene PRR33, whose product is annotated as proline rich 33. Bases 164 to 1492 code for a protein of 442 amino acids. The record is from RefSeq and is a predicted model, not a curated record. NCBI's taxonomy places the organism in Eukaryota, Metazoa, Chordata, Mammalia, Pholidota, Manidae. The transcript has 2 exons.